UCCUAACCAUGAGACUCUUACCCGCCCUCCUCGUAUUACCCCGCUGUUCCGUUGGCCUGGCAGCGAAGCAGUGGAAAGAGGCUGCGUAUACAUCUCCCCAUCCAAUAGCGAUAGGGGGGCGUGGAGCGAGCUGCUUGUUCCAUCCGGGCACUGUAGCUAGUGGAAGACGAUACCCUUGGGGUGUGUAGGCAGGGGCUUAGCGCAUGCGCGGUGCCGCUCGCCGUCAUCAGUGUAGAGGAGAGACGAGUGAGCGACGCUCGGGGAGGAAAGCAGCAGCUGUGGCAGCCGGAGCCUGGGGAGUGCGCGUCUGGCCGGCUCCGCAGCAUCAUUAGCCCUCAUUUGCCGCACAGCUCGUCCCCGGAGACCGCACAUACAGCGACCCCAGCAACUCGCUAUCCCGCGCCUGUCCCCAUCCAGCUCGGCUACUUUCCCCCACCAAGGAGCAGAGGCGAGCGGAGCCUCCCUGGCCGUGUGUCUGCGCCGCAGAGUGUCCCAGCAGCGCUGUCGCCAUGGGAUGUACGCUGAGUGCGGAGGAUAAGGCGGCGGUGGAGAGGAGUAAGAUGAUCGACAGGAACCUGAGGGAGGAUGGAGAGAAGGCUGCCCGGGAGGUCAAGUUACUGCUGCUCGGAGCUGGAGAAUCGGGGAAAAGCACAAUCGUCAAACAAAUGAAAAUUAUCCAUGAAGCUGGCUAUUCAGAAGAGGAAUGUAAACAAUACAAAGCUGUGGUAUACAGUAACACUAUACAAUCCAUUAUUGCCAUUAUCCGAGCAAUGGGCAGAUUGAAGAUAGAUUUUGGAGAUCCAACAAGAGCAGAUGAUGCACGUCAACUUUUUGUAUUGGCUGGGGCAGCAGAGGAAGGAUUUAUGACCGCUGAGCUGGCUGGAGUCAUCAAACGCUUAUGGAAAGAUGGAGGGGUACAGGCCUGUUUUAACAGAUCAAGGGAAUACCAACUAAAUGACUCUGCAGCAUAUUACCUCAAUGAUCUGGACAGGAUAGCGCAGAACAGUUACAUCCCUACUCAGCAGGAUGUCCUCAGGACUAGAGUGAAAACUACCGGCAUAGUGGAAACACAUUUUACUUUCAAAGACCUUCAUUUCAAGAUGUUUGAUGUUGGCGGUCAAAGAUCUGAAAGGAAAAAGUGGAUUCAUUGCUUCGAGGGAGUUACUGCAAUCAUUUUCUGUGUGGCAUUGAGUGAUUACGAUUUGGUUCUAGCUGAAGAUGAAGAAAUGAACCGAAUGCAUGAAAGCAUGAAGUUAUUUGACAGCAUCUGCAAUAACAAGUGGUUUACAGAUACUUCUAUUAUACUUUUUCUCAAUAAAAAAGAUCUGUUUGAGGAAAAAAUAAAGAGGAGUCCUCUAACAAUUUGUUAUCCGGAAUAUGCAGGUUCAAACACUUACGAAGAAGCUGCUGCAUACAUUCAGUGUCAGUUUGAAGAUCUUAACAAAAGAAAGGACACAAAAGAAAUCUAUACCCACUUUACAUGUGCAACAGACACCAAGAACGUGCAGUUUGUGUUUGAUGCAGUGACUGAUGUCAUCAUAAAAAACAAUCUCAAAGACUGUGGCCUUUUCUAAACCUGUCAUUACAUGAUUGCAUUUGACUUCAGCCUGUUACAGCGUGAUGGCAUUUGGAGUGAUUUGAGACUCUUAAUGAAAGGCGGACCAGUACUGUACUUGCCAGUUUUAUUAGCUUUAUUUAUGUUCAUGUCUUGUAAAUUUUCAAAAGUAACUGCUUCUAGGCCACACAAUGGAGAAGGUAUCUUGAUUGUAUGUAUACUGUAAUUGUAGGAAUGUUAUUUGUACAGACAUUGAACAGAAUAUUUUAAUAAUUUGAACUGUUCUUAAAAAAAAAAAAAAAAAUCCUCUUAUGAAAUGCUAAUAGAGGACAUUUUUUCUCGCCUGUCUAGGUUAUUUAAAAAAGUAAUGUAUAUUUUAUUUUCUUCCCUCUUAAGCAUGCAUGCUGCCUUAUUCUGUGUUCUAUGAUGUCUCCUUGCAAGCCUGUAAGCUGCAAGAAAGCUAUAUAUAUAUAUAUAUAUAUAUAUAUAUAUAUAUAUAUAAUAUAUAUAUAUAUAUAUAUAUAUAUAAUGCACAUUAUAAUUUAUGUAUUAUUGCUCUAUAGUAUGAAGCCCAAUGAGAUCUGGACACUUUGCAGUUGCACAAACCUGUGCAUGUAACACAGAAUCAUCCUGUUGGCCUGAGCCUUCACUGUGCAUUUUUAUUGUGUAAUAGUUAUAUUGCGCAUUGCCUUACAGGUGGUGCCAAAAUUGCAUUUUUUAUACAUUUUAAAAUCAAUUAAUCUUUUAUUUGUAAAUAGAUUUUUUCCAGUUGUUCGUCCAGACCAUUUUUGUGGGCUAUUGAAAUGCAAACAAACAUUUUGAUAUGGAUUACCUUAUUCUUGUUGGAACAAUCCUGCACUUGGCAUGCUGACCAUGGCAGUACUUUGUAUAGAUGAGUCAGUCUGGCAUUGAUUAAAUUCCACACAUGCAACAUUUGAGUACACCUCAGCCUUUCCAUUGAAAUGUGCAGCCAGACGACGUUCCAUGAUAUUCCGUUUUAAUGUGUGGCUUUGUGAUGCUGUCUUUGUAAUUGCCUCACUGUUACUUUCUGUCUUACAUUGCGAUCAUUCCUUCAUCCUUGUUAACUUUCUGGGCGGUUAUGUUAUAGCCCCCUUGAAAAUAAAAAUAUUCCUGAUUUUUCUUGUGAGAUUUUUGUGAAGAGGCAAAGAAAACCCUGCACUUUUUUUUUUUUAUUUUUUUUUUAAAGCAGAUGCUCUCUAGAAAAUCUUUUCCGUAUGGUUUGUCAUUCUUACCUCACUGUGAGUUGACCAAAUCGCUUCACUUUUAAACAAAUCCAUGAAAGUUGUGUUGCUUCAUGAUAUUUACCUUGACAUUCACAAGUACCUUGUGUUGUCCAGAACAUGUAUAAAUUAAUUGUACUUGUUACCUUCUUCAUUAAAGUUUUUGUAUUUCACUAUA
Pseudophryne corroboree (corroboree frog) is the source of this 2974-nucleotide messenger RNA. RefSeq names its product G protein subunit alpha i1 (gene GNAI1). Gene Ontology annotation, cellular component: heterotrimeric G-protein complex. The record is from RefSeq and is a predicted model, not a curated record. Gene Ontology annotation, biological process: adenylate cyclase-modulating G protein-coupled receptor signaling pathway. Gene Ontology annotation, molecular function: G protein-coupled serotonin receptor binding; GTPase activity; GTP binding. The transcript is spliced from 9 exons. Bases 510 to 1574 code for a protein of 354 amino acids. Lineage: Eukaryota; Metazoa; Chordata; Amphibia; Anura; Myobatrachidae.